AUGCCUGCAGCCGUCUCCGAACAUAGCAGCCAUGGCAGUCUUUCGAUACCCACUUCUACUGAUGGCGGGACCUCCAAUGGCACUGCGACACCGACCACCGGACAGAGCCUGCCUACACAAUCCUGGUCGACUUCGGAAUCAACUCUGGCCCCGGAUGCAGACAGAGAGUCGCAACUCUUGUUUCUCUCAGACCAGUUGAAAGUGGAGAAGCGCAUCAAGGAGGGCGCGGAGAACUUGCUGCAGAUGGAACUGAAUGACGCGCUGCGGAGCCAAGUCGAAUCGGAGCUUGCAACCGCAAAGAAGAAGAUGCAGGUCAUACAGAAGUCUAUGGAGUCUGUUUCUGGUCGUGGCACGCGUAAGCGGAGCAUCGACACGACCGGGAGUGGCAAGCGAAAGUUCACCGGCCAGCCGCUGCAAUCGACUCCAGGCUGGAAGGAAGGCUCGGAAAGAGAUGACUUUCGCUCCGCGAUGCACCAGGCCAAUAGCGCUAUCAAGUCCCUGCUGCUUUUAUCUAGGCAACAUUCAUACAGCCAUCCUAACUCAUCCGCGGCGUCUCCGUCAACAUCCCCGUCCACCUCCACAUUGCCGAACCCCGCUACGGCAACCGAUGCGGAGUUAAGCCGCGCGCGAAUAGAAAACAUGGCAAAGCUGAUCACCCUUUUGCAACGGAAUUUGCGCGUCCGCUACGAGUUGGACGUUGGAGAAGUUGUACAUGCUGUACUACCCUCUCUUGGAGAUAAAGCGACUAAACAAGCCCGAGCUACUGCUUACAGACUCAUUCGGCACACGCUCGUCGACUCUCACUCGGUGAGGCGCCUCGGGGAGCAGAACCUCGACUGGUACAUCGUAAAGUCACUCUCCCGCGACAACAAGCACACAGUCGAGAAAGAACAGGUCAUCAAGCUUAUCCGAACCGUGGUGGACAUCGGCUCAGAGCGUCAUUCGUCCCGCUCUGCGAUUGGGUCCGGGACAGUGCCGCUCUCUGAUGCGGUCAUGCGCGCACUCAUCGCCGUUGCGGAAUAUCCCGAGGAUCCGUUUAAACCAAUUUGUGUCCAGACGCUUACAGAAAUCCGCCCUAUGGAGAUGGCACCCUUGCUGUCUGCCGCGUUCCUGCACAUCGUUGACUCGCCGAAGACGAGGGCUUACCUGCAUCCUGGCACGGAUCUUGAGAUUGCCCUGUCAGGCAUCACCGAUGCGUAUGGCAGAGGCUUCGAGCACAACGAGAAGAUCAAGGGGUGCACUCGCAUCGUGUCGUCUAUGCUUCGGACUUGGAGUGGACUGAUGUACUGCUGUAUCAAUGAUAUGAUGGCCAUUCGCGCGGUCAUUGACUGUCUCCGAAUACCGUCGCUAGAAACGCGGGAAGUUAUCCUAGACAUGUUCUUCGACUUACUGAACAUCAAGCCGCCUGAAUGGCAUCGAGCGUUCAUUGAUGGAAGGCGUUUGACGACGUAUCGCAAGUCCAGACAAAGCGCCGACCUGGCUCAGCCACCCCAAAUACCCCACCGUCAUCAUCAACAAGAUACCCUCAAGUUGACCGACCAGUACAUCGCACUACUCAUAUUGGUAUUCUCAAAAGCCGGGUUGCUGGAUGCGCUCACGUCCAUGUUCGAGGAGUCGAGCGUGGGGUCGGCGCUGUCGCGGAAAGCGACGUUGCUCAUGGCAGAAAUCCUGCAGAAGGCCAACCGCGUUCUCCCGCUGUCUAUAGCAGCUAAAAUCCAGGCGCUUCCACGCGUGUUCAGCCUAGCGUCAGACUACGACGAAAACGAGCACAGGAUAGUAGGGUCCUCAGCGCUGUCCGCCAUUGACAGUUUCAACCGCUAUCAGUCAAGAUCAGAACCUGCCGUGAAGGGGGACACUCGUCCAAGGGCAAAUUCGAUCGAGGAUGCCUUGCGGCGCGGGCAACGACAGGUCGAGCAGACGAAGUUGAAGCAGAGCAUGCAGAUGGACGACAAGACGUUCCAGACACUCCUACCGGAGACGCAGGUGAUGUUCACGAAGGACCACACGAAGUGGAACUUUGAGACGCUGCAGGACCUGAUCGAUGGCCCGCUGCACAAUGCGAAGCGUAUGGAGGAAGCGAUCAGGGCGUCACGAUACAUCCGCAAGCUCAUGUCGUUCUUUCAUCCGUUCAACCAUCGCUUCGCCGACCUCCCGAACACGAAGUCCAAUCACCGCUGGGUUCGGCUAGGAUGCGCUCUGCUGAAUGCACUCAUGGCGAGCUCGGAUGGAAUCCGUUUCUUGCAAGAGGACGAGUUUCUAGGCCAGCUGGUCAAGAGCUUCGCCCAGCUCGAUCCGAUGACGCCAACACCGGUCCCGGAUCCGAUUUUCUCCAAGAAAAGGGUGCAGGAGACACUCACCUCGGGCUACUUCGAGAUGUUCGGCACUAUGAGCAAGCGGAAGGAGGGCAUCGAGCUUCUGGAGAAGUUCAAGCUGUUUACAGCGUUCUAUCACCUUACCGAGCUGCGAAGUAGGGAGGACCUCACCAAGGGUAUCAUCGAGAACUUGGAUUACAGCAUCGACGGCCACUCGCGCAUCGUAUUGUCGAAGGCCUUGACAUCGGUUUACAAGCACAUUCGACACUAUGCCACAAACUACCUCGGCAGCCUCAUCCGUGGCAGCCAAACAGCCAAUGCGUGGAUGCUCCGACUGCUUCUGACGCAACUGUACGACCCCGCGCCGGAAGUGCGCGAGCUCGCAGUGCGGUUCCUGGAGGAAGCGUGCGAGUCAACCGAUGUGCUGCAGACAGUGGUUGAAAUGCAGCCGACCUUGGAUCAUCUUGGGGAGGUCGGGCACCCGCUACUUCUGAAGUUCACAUCGACACCUACAGGUUUCCGCUUCUUGUACGCUGCGGGUUACAUCGACCGGGAGAUGGAGUCGUGGUUAAACGAACGAAACCUGCACUACGUUGUGCACAUCGAGGUCUUCCUCGCGAAGGCGUUCAGCCAGAACGCCAGCGAUGAAGACGACGAUGAUGUCCUGGCGUUCGAGGGCAUCGUGCCUCCACACUUCUACGGGGUGAUGGCGAAGACGGAGCUCGGCUGCGAGGUAUUGCAGGAGAAGGGUCACUUUGCGGAGUUCGCACACUUCAUCCGGCGGCACGGCCUGGAGAGCGAGGAUUCGGAAGUCAUCCUCAAGCUCAAGAGCGUGCUGUGGGCAGUCGGCAACAUCGGUGCUACGGAGCGCGGGCUGCCGUUCCUCGAAGAGGAAGAGAUCAUCCCAGCAAUUUUGGAGAUUGCGGAGCAGUCGCUGGUGCUGUCUGUGCGAGGAACAUGUUUCUUCGUGCUGGGGUUGAUCUCGUCCACCCCUCAAGGCGCAGAAAUUCUGGACGACUAUCACUGGGAAGCAACACUGUCUCCCUUGGGCUUGCCGACUGGGCUCUGCGUCCCAGUUGAUGUCGAUAAGUUUGUCUCAAUACCACACUGGGACUGUGUGGCAAGUGAGGCCGUGGACGACAGCCGCCUAGCGCCUCCAGAGAGCGACGAGGAAAUGGAAGUCAUGACCGCGAUCUACAACCUCGCAAACACCGUCAUUGCGAACGCUGCCUCUCGUUCACUAACGAAGAUGAAGAGCAAGCCCGAGUACCGGCACAUCUUCAGCUCGCCAAGCAUGUUCUACCGUGCGCUGCACACGAUCUCGUCGCAGAAGUACAAGCUGCCCGUGCGGCGGUAUAUCUUCGACCUCUUCAACGUCGACCUCGACGUAGACGUCAUCAAGCAGCUCUCGGAGUACUCGAUGUCGCUGCGCGUACCGCUCACGGCGCAGGAACAGGAGGCUGCAGAGCCGUCAGAGCCAUCUCCAAUCGACGUGCAGUCGCCACCCCCGCCUCCGCCACCACCACCGCCACCGCCAUUCCGGCCGAUGCCUGUGCGGCAUGUUGUGGCCGUGGGCGAUAGCGACGAGGAGUCGGACGGGGAGGAGAAGGAGGUGACGGCGAAGAAGCCGAGAGCGCCUGUGAUGAGCUUGCGGCCCAAGAGCCGCAUCAUUGGAUUCAGCUGA
Trametes versicolor FP-101664 SS1 is the source of this 3996-nucleotide messenger RNA. RefSeq names its product TORC2 complex subunit TSC11. Gene Ontology annotation, biological process: TORC2 signaling. The record is from RefSeq and is a predicted model, not a curated record. Gene Ontology annotation, cellular component: TORC2 complex. The coding region runs from base 1 to 3996 and encodes 1331 amino acids. Lineage: Eukaryota; Fungi; Basidiomycota; Agaricomycetes; Polyporales; Polyporaceae. The transcript has 26 exons.